Fomitopsis serialis is the source of this 423-nucleotide messenger RNA. RefSeq lists its product as uncharacterized. The transcript is spliced from 4 exons. Gene Ontology annotation, molecular function: mRNA binding. The annotation marks the transcript as partial. Gene Ontology annotation, cellular component: ribonucleoprotein complex; cytoplasm; nucleus. The record is from RefSeq and is a predicted model, not a curated record. Lineage: Eukaryota; Fungi; Basidiomycota; Agaricomycetes; Polyporales; Fomitopsidaceae.
AAGGAAAGGCUCUACGUUGGGAACUUGCAUCCGACCGUCGAUGAGUACACACUGCUGCAGGUCUUCACAAAGUUCGGCAAAGUGUCCAAGCUCGACUUCUUGUUCCACAAGACGGGUCCCUUCAAAGGAAAGCCCCGCGGAUAUGCCUUCGUCGAGUUCGCCGAUGCAAUUGACGCUCAGAAGGCACUCGAACGCGCGAACGAUAAGCUGUUGCGCGGGAGGAAACUCGUCAUCACCCAUGCACAUCAAGCGCCACUCGAUCAAGGCGGGCAGUUCGGCGCGCGACCGAGGAGGAUCAUGAACGAUGCGGGGAAGCCGACGACGCUAAGCCUGCUGAAGAGCGCAUCCACCGGCCGAUCAGACCUCACAGACGCAAAGAUCGCUCGGAUGGAGGCGAAAUUGCGGGAAUUGGAGAAGUCGUCC